Molecule: messenger RNA, 2619 nt
Organism: Magnolia sinica
Lineage: Eukaryota; Viridiplantae; Streptophyta; Magnoliopsida; Magnoliales; Magnoliaceae
Exons: 11
Coding region: 145-2271 (708 amino acids)
Biological process (GO): snRNA processing
Cellular component (GO): integrator complex
Source: RefSeq, a predicted model, not a curated record
AAUUGAGUUAAAAAAGUUGUGACAAAGGUACAAUUUUCUUAGUGCCUGUGUAUCAUCAACAGCACCCUGCCAGAGUAUCAAGGUUCCUCUCUUCUUUUAAACCCUAGGAUCAACUGCCCCAUUUCCCUCGCUUUCUCUCUCCCAAUGAAGCUGACAUGUUUGAGCCAAGGCAGCAGCUUCCACUCCCCACCCUCCCACUUGCUCACCAUCUCCGGUUUCAGCUUCCUUAUCGACUCCCCCAUCGAUUUCUCUGCUCUCUCAAUCUUCUCACCGAUACCUUCUCCCCUUUCCAAUCAAUACCCAGAUGCUGAUUCCCCUGAUUCUCCCGAAACAUCGCCGAAUUCCACAGCGUCUGGGCAAAGGAAGAGGCGGAGGAUGGGAACCUCCUUCGAUGCUGCUGAUUUGAUAUGUGCGGCGCCUUGGUACAAGACAGCUGGGUAUUUACAUUUCUGGGACGUUUCUUCAAUUGACGUCGUCUUGAUUUCGAGCCCGAUGGGUAUGCUCGGUUUGCCGUUUCUUACUCGAGAUCACAAGUUCUCAGCAAAGAUUUAUGCUACAGAAUCGGCAGUGAGACUGGGGCGGCUCAUGAUGCAGGAUCUUGUUUCAAUGCAAGAUGAAUUAAGUCAAUUUUAUGGCCCCAUGGAGUUGGCUUGUCCCCAGUGGAUGAAAUCGGAUGAGCUAGAGCUGCUUCCAUUGGCAUUGAGAAAGAUUGCAAUGGGUGAUGGCGGGUCAGAGCUGGGAAAUUGGCAACCAUUGUAUAGUGCAGCAGAUGUUAAUGAUUGCAUACAGAAAGUCCAGACUCUUAAAUAUGCUGAGGAAGCCUGCUACAAUGGAACCUUGGUCAUAAAAGCAUUCAGCUCAGGCUUGGAAAUAGGCACUUCUAAUUGGACGAUAAAUGGUCCAAGGAGAAAUGUUACAUACCUUUCAAGCUCCAUAUUUCAGUCAGCUCAUGCAAUGGGUUUUGAUUUUCAGUCUCUUCAAGGGAAUGAUAUUGUCAUAUUUUCUGAUUUCUCAUCGUUGUAUAGCAAGACCAUCUUUUGUAAUGAUAAUGAUGGCAAUAUGAAAAACAUGACACUAGAGGAAGAAGCUUCUAGUUUCUCAGCCCACAGGGAGAACUAUAAUUACAGUGAAGAGUGCAUGAAAUCCUUAGCUAUAACUGAUGAGAGCUCCGAGGAGAUGGAAAAGAUUUCUUUCAUAUGUUCUUGUGUUGUGAAUGCUGCCAGAGAAGGAGGUUCUGUCCUAAUACCAAUAGGUCGGCUUGGCAUUGUACUCCAACUUUUGGAGCAGAUAUCACUAUCCCUACAAUCUUUAAAUCUGAAGGUUCCCAUUUUUAUAAUUUCCACCACGGCAGAAGAGACUUUGGCAUUCACAAAUAUUAUACCGGAAUGGCUAUGCAAGGAACGCCAAGAAAAGCUGUACUCCGGUGAGGCAUUGUUUGGCCAUGUAGAGCUCAUAAAAGGGAAAAGGAUUCAUGUGUUUCCAGCAAUUCAUUCAUCAAAUUUAUUGACAACAUGGCAAGAGCCUUGCAUAGUGUUUUCUCCUCACUGGAGCCUGCGGCUUGGUCCUGUUGUUCACUUGCUUCGGCGCUGGUGUGGGGACCAGAACUGUUUGCUCAUUCUGGAACAAGGAUUUGAUCCUGAUGUAGCUCUCUUACCAUACGCACCGGUGGCAAUGAAGGUCCUUCAAUGUUCAUUUCUAACUGGAAUAAAGAUGCAAAAAGUUCAGCCAUUGCUGGAGAUUUUGAGUCCGAAGGUCAUUUUGUUCCCUGAAGAACUGAGAAUGCAGCUCCAUACUACAAACACAAACUCAACCCAAUUCUUAUACUACUCUGUUAAUGACACACUACGUGUACCAAGCUUGAGGGAUGAUUACGAAGCUGACCUGGCGACAGACUUGGCAUUUCAGCUCCAGCCUAGAAGGACGAGACAGGAAAAUAUAGCUGUGGCAAGGUUGAAAGGGGAGCUUGUCGUAAGCCAUGGCAGGCAUUUGUUGGUCUCUGCAAAGGAAACGUCUGGCCUUUCACAACCUCAGCUACUGCAUUGGGGCACCGUCGAUCCAAAUCUCUUGGUGCUGGCCUUGCAAGAAAAGAGUAUAAAUGGGUCUCUAGAUAGCGAUGGUGGUGGCACGGAUGGUGCUUGUUUUGUGCGCGUUGAGGAGCCCAGCAAGGCUUUGAUAGAAAUUGGUACAACACGUACUGUAAUCUGCACAUCUGAUGAAACGCUGGCGGCCUAUAUCUUUGAUGCUGUUAGCAGUGUUCUGGAUGGCAUUUAAAUGGAGAGGAGUUAUUUGGUAGGCUGAUGGCAUGACUAUUGUACAGAUAACAUGUAAGUACCUCAACCCCACCGAUCCAGAGCAUUGAUCCGCUUUAAAUGGGGCAUAGCCCCGAAAUCCGAUUGAUCAGAUGAAUCUUUAGCUUUGAUUGAAGAACAUUUGUUUAUAGGAUUUAGACAUUUUACAAGUUUUUUCUCUCAUUUUAACCGUCCAUUUGAUGCCUCACCAAUCAAACAGUUAGGAUGUACUGUAUCUAAGGUUAUUGGUGAUAUGCUGUACGGCAGCGGAAGGCUUGCAGUCUGGGCAAUUGGGAUCGAUGUGGUGGGUUUUAUCAAUCCUCUUGUGAUU